Molecule: messenger RNA, 903 nt
Organism: Pneumocystis jirovecii RU7
Lineage: Eukaryota; Fungi; Ascomycota; Pneumocystomycetes; Pneumocystales; Pneumocystaceae
Exons: 6
Coding region: 1-903 (300 amino acids)
Biological process (GO): protein folding in endoplasmic reticulum
Cellular component (GO): EMC complex
Molecular function (GO): protein binding
Source: RefSeq, a predicted model, not a curated record
AUGAAUAACAAUAUAGAAGCUUUGAAAAAAUUACGCACAAUAAAUACUUCAUGCCCAGAAAGCGUUUUAAAAUUAUCAAAGCCUAUAGUACUAUCAAAUAACUAUAGUUUAUUUGGAGAUGAAAUUUGGGAAAUAUAUGAACAAACUUUUUUAGCAGCUUUAGAAAUAGGAGAUGAUGAAUUAGCAAACCAAUGUCUCACAAAACUUUUAAAAAAAUUUCCUACAUCUAUAUCAGUCAUCGUUCUUAAAGGAUUGUAUUUAGAAGCAAUAGGAAAUACAUCAGAAGCACUUAAAUAUUACAGCGAUAUCCUUUCCAUGAAUGAAUCAAAUAUUCCUAUUUCAAAACGUCGAAUAGCUUUGCUUCGAUCAUUAGGAAGAACAGAAGAAGCUGUAAAUGAGUUAGUGAAGUUUUUAGACAUAUGGUAUUUAGAUACAGAAGCAUGGGCAGAACUAGCUGAUAUUUAUUUUUCAUUUCACUUUAGGUACAAAAAAGCUUCAUUUUGUUAUUCAGAAUUAUUGUUAUUGCAACCAUUUUCACAUUUAAUCCAUGCUCGUUAUGCAUUAGUUUUAUACAUACAAUCAUUUACUGAACCCGAUUUACUUCAUAUAGCUACAAAAGAAUAUCUUAGAUCUAUUGAACUUUAUAAUAACUUCUUGCAAGGAUUUUGUGGAUUAAAACAGUGUUGUAUAUCUCUUUUAAAACAACCAUCUUCUUUUUGGAAUAAUAAUAAAAGAAUAACUGUAGGGACAAAUCUUUUAGAAGAAAAACCUCUUAAGUUAAAAAAAGUUAAGUCUUUAGAUGAUAUGGCCUCGAAGAUGCUAAAAAAAUUUUUACAUGAAGGGAAACCACCUAUCAAUGAGAAAAAUCUACAGAAAUUCAUUAAAAGCCUUAUUGAAUCUUAA